Chlamydomonas reinhardtii is the source of this 1499-nucleotide messenger RNA. RefSeq lists its product as uncharacterized. The transcript is spliced from 4 exons. The coding region runs from base 117 to 776 and encodes 219 amino acids. NCBI's taxonomy places the organism in Eukaryota, Viridiplantae, Chlorophyta, Chlorophyceae, Chlamydomonadales, Chlamydomonadaceae. The record is from RefSeq and is a predicted model, not a curated record.
CCAUAAUAACUAAGAGCCGUCUGAAACCGCUCGACGACGGCAAAGCAACAGCCCCCGACACUUGCGCUCUCAACCUGCGAUAAGUAGGCCUCAAUCGUGCAUUGUUAAUUAAAUUGAUGCAGCUUCAAUCCUCGAGCCGCUUGGGGAUGCGGACCCGGGCGCAGGGUGUCCAGGCGCGACAGGGCCGGGUGUGCGUGGUCCGCGCCCAAGCUGCAGCCCAGACGUCGCAAUACACUCGUGUGCGCCUCAAGACACGAUCUGACUGCGAGCUGGCGGUGAGCUUCUACCCGCGCUUCAAGUACAACGCGGUGGGCGGCGGCGGCUGGGGCACGGUGACGGACUUGGGUGAUGGCAAGCUGCACCUCAACUUCGACACCUCCGUGCUCGUCAUCCCGGACAUGUCGUACCGCACCGCCACGCUCAUGGGUCUGCUGCCCAUGCCGCCGCCGCUCAACAUUGCCAUCAAGCCGGUGUCCCUGGAGGGCAUCCUGGACCAGAACACGGGGGAGGUCAACCUGAACUUUGAGUCCGACUUCUAUUUCACGGCGGGGCCACUGCCGUACCAGCCGCCCGGGCUGAAGAUCCGCACGGUGCUGACCACGGAGACCACCAAGGGCGCGCACCUGACGGCGGCGGGGCGGCGCAUGGUGAGCAACAGCGGCGUGCUGGUGGGCACCGCCACCGUCGACCGCGUGGGCGACCUCUUCCUGGACAACUUCCUGCAGCUGCCCAACGACGCACUCGCGGUCAUGGCCUGCGAAUUCAUGUUCGAGUGAAAGGAGGCGCAGCAGGGCCGGUGGAAUGCGCUGUGCGACCUGUGCUGUUCCGGCAUGCACAGCAAGCAGUGCGCUGAUGAACGCACUGCGUCCGGCUCUUGUUAUUCGCCCGGAGGCGAGGGCAGCAGCAGCGGCAAUGACGCAGGGCUACCAGGCGAGCGGAUAGAGGGGGCCCGUGCGUCAGUAGGAGGUGGUGUGAGGUAGGGAUUGCGGGCUGAUGGAUGAGAGUGAGUGGCGUGCGGAGAGACAAGGCGCGAGAGUGAGAGAGGAAGCGAGGCAAGAUGCGCAAGCACGUGUGGCGGGAUGUAGCUGGAUGCUGGGAGCGGCGCUUGCCCACGUGAGCUGUCCCCUGCUGGGAUGGAGGUCGGUGUAAACUCGUACUGCCUUUGAAGGUUAUGGAACAUUUCAUUUUGCGGUGUGGUUAUUGGUGUAGGGCAAGGGGCGGUGUGUUGAACUCUAUGUGUCUUGACAAAUCCUGGGGGCUGGGGCCCCAACUCAGGCCCGGCUCUCAUGCUCCUAGACUUUUACGCAUCAAUAAGGUUACAAGGCCUUGUGGAGUUGUGGGCUUGUGGCCGGGGGGCGGGGGGUCAUGCGGGAUAGGGCGCAUCCGCUUGUGAAGCUAAGCGCCGCUCUGCGCCUUUCCCUUCUCACACCGCAAUCCCCAUGGUGUGUCUUCAAGUCUCCGCCCUUUUGGCUGGAGUCACGUUUAAAGUCACGCUCCCG